This is a messenger RNA of Elephantulus edwardii (Cape elephant shrew), 1173 nucleotides long. RefSeq names its product tumor protein p53 inducible protein 13 (gene TP53I13). The coding region runs from base 1 to 1173 and encodes 390 amino acids. Lineage: Eukaryota; Metazoa; Chordata; Mammalia; Macroscelidea; Macroscelididae. The record is from RefSeq and is a predicted model, not a curated record. Gene Ontology annotation, cellular component: cytoplasm. The transcript has 7 exons.
AUGGCACCUCCUCCGCCUUCGCGCCUGUUGCUUUUCCUGGCAACUCUGGUGGGGCUCCUAGGUCCCUAUGAGGUGGCCACUAGGCUGGUGGAGGAGGCGGGAGUCCAUUGCCCCGGAGGCCCAUGGCCUCUGCCACCACAGGUGUCACCAAGAGUGACGUAUACACGGAUGAUCCCAGCGCUGGCUGAGGAUGUCAGCUUCCUCUACCAUCCCUGUGCCCAUCCCUGGCUGAAGAUCCAGCUUGCCCUCCUGGCUCGUGUCUGUGUGCCUGAGCCCUCACUGACCCCUGAUUCCAACCUCACUCAGGACCGACCCUUGGUGCUGACAGCAUGGGGGGUGGCACUGGAGAUGGCAUGGGUAGAGCCAGCCUGGGCUGCCAGAUGGCUGAAGAGGUGGCGCCGGAGGAAGAAGAAAGCAUGGUUGCACCCUGGAAGCCUUUCUGGGGUAUCUCCCUCGGUGCUGACCUCAGGCAGAGGGCACCUGAGCAGGAGAGGGUAUCUGCAGGCCCUGGCUUUGGCCUUUGCUCUUCGUAGCUGGCGGCCCCCAGGGACAGAGGUGGCACCUGGAAUGCCUAGGCGGGCCUCUCCAGAUGGUGCAAAGAGGAGGAGACUGCGGGCUGCUCUUGGUCUCCAGCCCACUCCCUCGAUUCCAGGGAUCCCCUCUGCUUCUUCACAGAACUGGGAGGCCAGACGGCCCACAGAGGGCACCCUGGGAGACGAGGGUAAUGCCCCAUCUGUGCCUGCUGUUCCCUUGCUGGCUGAGGGGCCUGACGGUAAUGCCAGCUCCAAGACAGAGGCUCAGGGACCCAAAGGGCAAGGCAGCCCAGGGGGCUGUGUGUGCCCGGGCCAGGCCUCCCCUGCCCCUCAGGCGGCAUCACCUCCAAGGGCUCGCAGGGUCCCCACGCCGCGCACGGAGGAGGCUGCCUGGGCAGCCACUGCCCUCACCUUCCUGUUGGUGCUGCUGACCCUGGCCACGCUCUGCACGCGGCUGCACCGAAACUUCCGACGUGGGGAGAGCAUCUACUGGGGACCCACGGAGGACAGCAAGGACACAGUGGCCGCUGUCGUGAAGCGGAGGCUGCUGAUGCCCCCACGUCGUGUUAAGCGCUCCCGCAGGAGACCCCUCUUCCCCCCCAUGCCGGACAGUGGACCCGACGAGGACAGCUCGGACUGA